This is a messenger RNA of Cavia porcellus (domestic guinea pig), 3176 nucleotides long. RefSeq names its product pyruvate dehydrogenase complex component X (gene Pdhx). The record is from RefSeq and is a predicted model, not a curated record. NCBI's taxonomy places the organism in Eukaryota, Metazoa, Chordata, Mammalia, Rodentia, Caviidae. Gene Ontology annotation, biological process: pyruvate decarboxylation to acetyl-CoA. The transcript is spliced from 12 exons. Gene Ontology annotation, molecular function: acyltransferase activity. Gene Ontology annotation, cellular component: pyruvate dehydrogenase complex; mitochondrion. The coding region runs from base 203 to 1585 and encodes 460 amino acids.
GGCGGCCUCCUGGAGGCUAGGCUGUGACCCAUCUCUGCUGCGGUAUCUCUUGGGCUUCUCCGGCCGGCGAAGCUUGGUGCUGGCUAAGGGUGCUGUUACCUGCUCUGUCGGCCGUGGACCUAGUUGGAAAUGGUUUCAUAGCACACAGUGGCUGCGGGUUUAUUAAAUUGAACUUUCCUGUGGCUCCCAGAGAUUGUUUCAAAUGGAGCUUGGGGCCUGCAUUUUACAAACAGCCUUAGUUGAUCCUAUUAAAAUACUAAUGCCGUCAUUGUCUCCUACGAUGGAAGAAGGAAACAUUGUGAAGUGGCUGAAAAAGGAAGGUGAUGCUGUGAGUGCCGGAGAUGCACUGUGUGAAAUUGAGACUGACAAAGCUGUGGUUACCUUAGAUGCAAGUGAUGACGGCAUCUUGGCCAAAAUUGUGGUUGAAGAAGGAACUAAAAAUAUUCGGCUAGGUUCACUAAUUGGCUUGAUGGUUGAAGAAGGAAAAGAUUGGAAACACGUUGAAAUUCCCAAAGAUGUAGGUCCUCCACCACCAGUUUCGAAACCAUCAGUUCCUGGCCCCUCACCAGAACCACAGGUUUCUCUGUCUGUAAAGAAGGGGCAUCCACCUGGUGCAUUGCAGUUCCGUUUAAGUCCAGCUGCGCGCAACAUUCUGGAGAAACAUGCACUGGAUGCCAGCCAGGGCACAGCAACCGGCCCUCGGGGGAUAUUCACUAAAGAAGAUGCUCUCAACCUGGUGAAAUUGAAACAGACAGGCAAGAUCACCGAGUCCAGGCCAGCCCCAGCUCCUCCCUCCACUCCCACAGCAUCUGUAGCCCCGCAGGCCACUGCUGCGCCAUCUUAUCCUCGUCCAAUGAUCCCACCAGUAUCGACUCCUGGCCAGCCUAAUGCUGUGGGCACAUUCACCGAAAUCCCUGCUAGCAAUAUUCGAAGAGUUAUUGCCAAGAGGUUAACUGAAUCUAAAAGUACUAUACCUCACGCAUAUGCCACAGCUAACUGUGACCUUGGUGCAGUUUUAAAAGUUAGACAAGAUCUGGUCAAAGAUGACAUUAAAGUGUCAGUAAAUGAUUUUAUCAUCAAAGCAGCAGCUGUUACUCUUAGGCAAAUGCCCAGUGUUAAUGUAAGCUGGGAUGGAGAAGGCCCAAAGCAAAUGCCCUCUAUUGACAUUUCAGUUGCUGUGGCAACAGAUAAAGGUUUAAUUACACCAAUCAUAAAAGAUGCUGCUGGUAAAGGUGUACAGGAAAUUGCUGACUCUGUAAAGGCUCUAUCAAAGAAAGCAAGAGAUGGAAAAUUGUUACCUGAGGAAUACCAAGGAGGAUCUUUUAGCAUUUCCAACUUGGGGAUGUUCGGCAUCGACGAAUUCACUGCAGUGAUCAACCCGCCUCAGGCCUGCAUUUUGGCUGUGGGGAGAUUCCGCCCUGUGCUGAGACUCACUGAGGACGAAGAGGGGAAGUCCAGACUGCAGCAGCACCAGCUUAUUACAGUCACCAUGUCAAGUGACAGCCGAGUGGUCGAUGACGAACUGGCUACCAGGUUUCUUCAGAGUUUCAAAGCGAACCUAGAAAACCCUGUGCGCCUGGCUUAGUUCUCAGAGACGCGAAGUUAAUUAAAUAGUUGUUACCAAGAAACAUACGAUAGUAAGACAAUUGAGUAUUUAAAUAUGAAGUGGAUGAAAUGUUUAUUUAUUUAAAGUGAAAGCAUUGACUCAAGUUGCCUUCAUUUUAAGUUUGGGUUUAUUGCUGUAGAAAUAAAUGAUGAUAAAUUAUAAUUAAUAAAACAUUUCGUUAGAUCCAUUUUUAACCUCUGGUGCUGUACAAAAGGUUUAUUAAACUAGAUGAAAAUCAAAUUAUAUAUUUGACUCACUGGAACGUUUUAGAAUAUUUGAGAAUGUAUUAUAAAACCAAAUCACUGAUAGAACUCUACCUUGAUUGCGUUAAAGGUAGAAGCGGUCCUCAAAAGAUACACCUGUAAGUUAGUAAGACCUCUUUUUUAUAAGCACUGCUCUAGGUAUACUUGAACAACUUAAUAAUACAGAAGUUUAUUCUGUAAUAGUGAUCAAUAUUGCAUUGUAUUGGAGGUUAUAGCAACAUUAUUACCUUUUUAUGUAUAUAAAGCCAUAUAUGUUCUAGCCAUAUAAGUUUCUAUCACUCUUAUUUUUCACUUCUGUUAACACUGUGACUUCCAGAGAAAAAUAUAAGAAAUAAAAAUGAAGAAAGAGAGACCAAAAAAGUUGCUUGGUUUAAUGAAAACCUACAGUUAAAAUUCCAAAACCUUCAGAACUGACUUUCAUGCUGAGUUGAAAUACAUUUAAGUUGUUACCCUAACAUUUUUGAGUGUUAAUUUUAAACACGAAAUGUUGUUUAGGACAUUUUAAUCAAGUUUAUAUUGUGCAAUAAAAUGUGAGAAAAUAACAAUUUCUGUUUUACUUUAAAUGUUGGCAUAUAGAAGUUUAGAUGUUGAAGUACAUUAAUAAUUUCUCUGAGACCUCUUGAAAGGACUUCUUCAGGAAGAAAGGAAGAGUUUAAAAUUAAUAUGACAGUAGAAAACAAACUGAUCAGCAAUGUAGAACUUUGGAAAGAGUAGAAGACUUGUGAAGCAGAACACAUGAGGACUAUCCUUUUAUUCCAUCAAUAAUGUGAAAAUUUUACUAAUUACAAUAAGUGUUAGAAGAGCCUCUUACUUUUUUGGCAACUCUGCCAUACUGGUGCCAUAACUAUAUUUAAAUUGGAUGGUAAUGAAUGGUAAUUUAAUUCACCAGUCACAGAAAGGCUUAAGUUAGAAUCAGCUGACAUAAAUUACCAAAUGAAAGACUUUGGUACAAGUUUUAUUAGGUGUGAUAUGAUGAACUGUAAGCCUUAACAAAAGAGCCUUCUAAAAUAAUUAGUGCAAAUAUAUCAGUUGUUAAGAAAAUGCUUUCUUCAGUUGCUCAGUUUUGUUUUUUGGGGUGGUUUUUUUUUUGGUCUUUUUUUCCUUUUUAUCGGUACCAGGGAUCGAACUCACGACUGCCUGCUUGCAAGGCAGGCGCUUAAAUGCUGCUGAGCUAAAUCCCCAGCCCCCAGCCACUCAGUUUUAAUAAGCCAUUUGUAACAAUAGUUUUUGAAACUUUUGUCAUAUUAAGUUAUAUUUAAAGUUGAAGCCAAAUGCAGUUUUCAAUAAAGUUAAGAUUUUCAAGGUCA